This is a messenger RNA of Gavialis gangeticus (Gharial), 4109 nucleotides long. RefSeq names its product synaptic vesicle glycoprotein 2B (gene SV2B). Gene Ontology annotation, cellular component: membrane. NCBI's taxonomy places the organism in Eukaryota, Metazoa, Chordata, Crocodylia, Gavialidae. Bases 599 to 2731 code for a protein of 710 amino acids. Gene Ontology annotation, biological process: transmembrane transport; chemical synaptic transmission. The transcript has 13 exons. Gene Ontology annotation, molecular function: transmembrane transporter activity. The record is from RefSeq and is a predicted model, not a curated record.
GCGUGCGUGCGUGUGUGUGUUUUCUGCAGGCGGACGGACUCUUCCAUUGCUGGCGCUUCAGUACCUGGGUGCAUUUGCAAUGGGAUGAUCAGCUUGGCUUGCCGAGCAUUUACUUCUAAUCUCCAGCUUGUGGCAUCCUAGCGGCAAAGGCGAUCCUUUCAGGGACAGCUCCAGAGGGAUUGCAAAGAGGGACAGUGACUGGCGACUGGCUGGCGAUUCUGGGAUGAAUUAUUUCUUAGUUCUGAUCAUGACCUUCAUCAGCACAAUGAAUCUGAAAAACAAGCAACCUGCCAAGUCCUCUUAGCUCCUGGUUGAACAAACUUGCUGAUCCUUCACUUAUCUCUUGCCAACGACCUAGCUACACCUUCCCUCCUCCUGAAGAAAGCAAGUAAAAAAUUAGAGCUGAAACGUGAAACUUUAUGAAAAGCCCUGUCAGAAGCUCUUCUUUCAAGAUUUACUCUUUUUUAAGCCGUGUGAACUUUGCAUCAAGUCCGUUUUCUAAAGGAGACACAAGUUAUGUUUGUGUAGCUGAUACCAGAAAUUGCACACACAAAUAAACAAUAUAUAUAUAGAGAGAGAGUAAAAAUCUACGCUCAGAAUGGAUGAUAGGUAUAGAAACAAUGCAAACCUGUAUCAAGGGGCUAAGGAUAUAGCACGAGAGAUGAACCAAGUGUCAGAUGACUACAGGUAUCAGGAUAGUAGCUAUGAAGGGUAUGCACCCAGUGAUGGCUAUUACCACGGUGGCAAUGAGCCAGCUCAAGAAGAAGAUGCCCAGAGUGAUGCCACAGAAGGGCAUGAUGAAGAUGACGAAGUCUAUGAAGGAGAAUAUCAGGGCAUCCCUCACCCAGAUGACAUUAAGGGCAAGCAGAAGAAGAAAGCCCCUGGUGUGGCUGAUGACUAUAGGGACCAUGCAGACCUCAUGACACAGAGGAUGGAGGAUGAGGAACAGCUUGCCCACCAAUAUGAAAACAUCAUUGAAGAGUGUGGCCACGGGCGCUUCCAGUGGACACUCUUCUUUGUUCUCGGCUUGGCACUGAUGGCGGAUGGAAUCGAGGUGUUUGUGGUUGGGUUUGUGCUACCCAGUGCCGAGAAGGAUAUGUGCUUGUCCCGUUCAAACAAAGGGAUGCUCGGCCUGAUAGUCUACCUGGGAAUGAUGGUGGGGGCUGUCAUGUGGGGUGGCCUGGCAGACAAACUGGGAAGAAGGAAAUGCCUCAUCAUAUCACUUGCAAUCAACGCUGCCUUUGUUUUUCUCUCCUCCUUCACCCAGGGAUAUGGAUUCUUCCUUUUCUGCCGCCUUAUCUCUGGCUUCGGUAUUGGGGGAUCCCUCCCUAUCGUGUUUGCCUAUUUCUCUGAAUUCCUUUCUCGCGAGAAGAGGGGAGAACACCUGAGCUGGCUCUGCAUGUUCUGGAUGGUUGGUGGCAUUUAUGCCUCGGCAAUGGCUUGGAGCAUCAUUCCACACUACGGUUGGGGUUUCAGUAUGGGAACCAAGUACCAAUUCCACAGCUGGAGGGUUUUUGUACUGGUCUGUGUUCUGCCUUGUAUCGCUUCACUGAUAGCAUUAAAAUUCAUGCCCGAAAGCCCACGUUUUUUGCUGGAGACAGGUAAACAUGAUGAAGCCUGGAUGAUUCUCAAGCAAGUUCACGACACCAACAUGCGAGCCAAGGGGGAGCCGGAGAGAGUGUUCACAGUUGCCCACAUCAAAACUCCAAAGCAAAUAGAUGAGUUUAUUGAAAUCCAAAGCUCCACAGGGACAUGGUACCAGCGCUGGCUGGUCAGAUUCACAACCACAUUCAAACAGGUCUGGGAUAAUGUGUUAUGUUGCUUGACAACCCAAUACAGGAUGAACACCCUGAUUCUGGCUGUGGUUUGGUUUACAAUGGCCUUGAGCUACUAUGGCCUCAUUGUCUGGUUCCCUGACAUGAUUCGAUAUUUCCAAGAUGAGACGUACAAAUCCAAAGUGAAACCCUUCACUAAGGACAAGAUAUCAAAUGCCACCUUCAACUUCACACUGGAAAACCAGAUCCAUAGAAAUAUGGAAUAUAUUAAUGACAAGUUCAUCAACAUAAAAUUAAAACAUAUGCUAUUUGAGGACGUCCUGUUUGAUAAUUGCUUUUUUAUUGAUGUGACUUCCACUGAGACCUACUUCAAAAACUGCACUUUUGAAUACACUAUCUUCAAUAACACUGAUCUCUACAAACACAAAUUCAUUGACUGCAAGUUCCUGAACUGCAGCGAGCUGCAGGAGAAGGAGGGUUGUCACCUGGACUUCGAGGAGGACAACGAUUUCCUGAUUUAUCUUGUCAGCUUUCUGGGCAGUCUGUCUGUGUUGCCGGGCAACAUUGUCUCAGCGCUGCUCAUGGACAAGAUAGGAAGGAUAAGGAUGAUUGGUGGCUCAAUGCUGAUAUCUGCCGUGUGCUGCUUCUUCCUGUUUUUUGGCGAUAGUGAUUCUGCAAUGAUCGGCUGGCAGUGCCUAUUCUGUGGGGCGAGUAUUGCAGCCUGGAAUGCGCUGGACGUCAUCACAGUUGAGCUGUAUCCCACUGACAAAAGAGCAACAGCGUUUGGCAUCCUCAAUGGUCUCUGCAAGUUUGGUGCCAUCCUGGGGAACUCAAUCUUUGCUUCCUUCGUCGGGAUAACCAAAGUGGUUCCCAUUCUUCUGGCCUCCUCUGCUCUGAUGGGAGGGGGCCUGUUAGCCCUGCGGUUACCAGAGACUCGAGACCAGGUCCUGAUGUGAUCAACUGGGCCACAGGGGGAAUAAAGAAGACAAAGAACCACAACAAAAAGAGCCAUGUCUAAAAAAAAAUCAAAAUGUCCACUUAUACUUUUCUGCUGAUACCUCAGAUAUAGGAGGUGGGGUGAAGGAAGACAGUUUAACCCCUAGAUUAGGACCUCUUCCCAACCAUUGCUGGCCCUUUGCAGCCAAGGCAAAACACAUAGAGCUUUGCUCAUUGCUGUAGAUCUUGUCCAUACUGGAGAGAGAUGAGGAAUUGUCCAGCCCCGCUUCCUUAUGGAUGAGUGUAACUGACUCAAGCCAUUAGCAGCGACUUUGCGCGUGUGUGCAUACACGCGUGUGCAUCCCAGGGGGAGAACAGACUCAACACCCCCUAUGCCUUUGAUGAGCUGCAAGACCUGCAUGUCUAAGCUGCUCCUGGCAAUUAGCACCAAUGUGCUCACUCAUGAAAGGCAUCACAUCAGGACGGCAGUUUGCAAACUGACUGCAGGUCUGUCACAUCCAGCACUGGGGCUAGGGAUUUUGGAUCUCUUGAUUUUUGGAUCCCAACUUGUGGCACCUUAAAGGGGCCUGAUUUUCACAUGGCAAGUGCUCAGAGCUUUCCAAAAAGGCUAGUGCCGUGAUAUUGUCUCCAGCUGAGAACCUGAAUUCACAAACUACCUUCUUAGCUUAGGCCAUUUUUAAAUUUCAAACAUCUGCUGUUUUGAUUUCUAAGCUCUGUAUCACUUGCAUCUGAAAAUAAAACCUAAAAUCAGUGCUGAUGAUCCUAGAUGUCUAGAGCAGUCCCAGCUGGGACACACGUCAUUAUUUAUAUCCGGCCAACAAACCUUGAAUUGUGUUGAUCUGGGGAUAUAUUUCUAUGAUAUUUCCUAUUUAGCUUUCUUUCUGAAGAGAAUUUUGGCAUGAUGUUGGGGAUUCCACAAACCAAAUGUGUAUAUACAACACAGUGUAAAUAGGGAACAUUUUUUUUUGUUUAAUGUUUAGAAUAUGGUAACUGCAAGAACUUACCAGCAUUUUAGCCAUAUUAGUUAAGGAAAAUGAUGUCUAAGUUUCCUGUAUAUUUGGGUCUUAUAAGUAUAGUUACUUAUAGCCAUUUAAUCUGUUAUCCAGAGAAUGCACUCAGCAACUUUCAUUGUACAGUACAUUUAUUCUCUGUUAAGUGGGAAAGUUAAGUUUGAUAUCCUGUAAUGAUCAUUCUGAAAAUACACAUGCCCUUCAUACUGUGACUUAGAAGUUGCCACACUACUAGUUACACAGUAAUUUAUCUUUGGUGGCAUAUUUGCAUAUAUUUUGGGAAAGCAAGAAUGAAAUGCAGAAAAAUAAAUAAAGCAUCCCUGCUCACGGCAGUAUAGAUCAUGCUAACUGGGCCCUUUAGCAGGCA